Messenger RNA from Mauremys mutica (yellowpond turtle), 3188 nucleotides. RefSeq names its product androgen induced 1 (gene AIG1). The coding region runs from base 180 to 614 and encodes 144 amino acids. Lineage: Eukaryota; Metazoa; Chordata; Testudines; Geoemydidae. The record is from RefSeq and is a predicted model, not a curated record. Gene Ontology annotation, cellular component: membrane; endomembrane system. The transcript is spliced from 4 exons.
GAGCCCGCUCUCCCCGGGGCCGGGGCGCGUGCCCCGCGCACAGAACGAGGGGGACACCCAGGCGCGCGCUCGCGCUUCCUCCCCGGGCGGAACGCCGCGCGCGCCGCCGCGCCAGCCCCGCGCGGGACGCGCGCCCCCGCUGCCCGGCCGUGUGCAGGCCCCGCUGGCCAAGCGGCGACAUGGCGCUCGUGCCCUGCCAGGUGCUGAGAGUCGCCAUCCUCCUCUCCUACUGCUCCAUCCUGUGCGCUUUCAACGCCAUUGACAUGCCCGCGCAUCAGACCUAUGGAGGGCGCUGGAAAUUUCUGACAUUCAUAGACCUGGUUAUCCAGGCUGUCUUUUUUGGGACCUGUGUAUUGACUGAUCUCUCCAGUCUUCUCACCAAAGGAAGUGACAGCCAAGAACAAGAAAGACAGUUAAAAAAGCUCAUUUCCCUCCGUGACUGGAUGAUGGCUGUUUUAGCCUUUCCCGUUGGAGUUUUUGUUGUGACAAUGUUUUGGAGCCUCUAUAUUUAUGACAGAGAAGUUGUUUACCCAAAGCUUCUUGAUAAUUUUAUACCAUCUUGGCUGAAUCAUGGAAUGCAUCAUGCCAACUCUGAGGACAUUCCUCCCAGGUGAUGUUCUCCAUACUGAAAAUGCCUCACUUGUGACAUUUUUUCAUGGACCUCCAUUGUGAAGCAGAUGAUAAUGGAAGGCCCUGUGUAUUCAGGAAGUCAUCAUCCAGACCACAAACCUGAAGGGCAAUUCAAGCCCAUGUUGUUCUGAAAGAAAUGUAGAUUUGCUGAAACAUGUGAAGAGGGGUUUUGUUUAAAAUCUUUGCACAUUGUAGCAUUUGCUGAAAUGAACUGCAUGCAAACAUCUGGGACAUUUUUAAUUUUUAACUUUAAGUAUCGUAGAAGGCACUUUUGAACGUCUUUUGUGAAGGAAUUGUUUGCCUUGUCAGUCUCUAUUUAUCCAAGUGUUACUUUGGCUGGGUCACAAGGGAGACUUCUUGCUGUUGGGCUUUUCACCAUCUUUUAAUCUAAUUUUAUCUGAUGUUUUACCCAUUACAUUAUCUUCACCGGCUUUCAUUCUAAUUCAUUCUGAUGAGUUGCCUAUCAGAAUAUGAGGUUUGGGGGAUUUUCCUCUGGAGAGAAAUAUCUUCUGCUCUUAAAGUACCCUCAGUAUAUUAGCACUUUAUUUAUGAGUCUAUGAGCAGGCCUAUUGUUUUGACAUGGGAGGUUUUAGGAAGUGUCAUGGAGGUGUUUUUGGUGAAAAGGGCAGAAGUUGUGGCAAUAUAGUUUAGAAAAGUCAGAAGUUAGAGGCAUUAUUUUGUACUCAAAUUAAAGUUUAUUCUCCCAAUUUUUAGUACAUUUUGAUAACUUUUGAAGACAAGAGUUGCUUUAUUGGAACCGUGCUUUAUAAACCAAAGCCCGUAGAGAAGACUUACGACCCCAAAGGAAUUAAAUCUGUCAGUGAAAGUCCAAUAGAGAACAGUUGAUGAGUUCCUGCUCUCUAUUGGCCUCCCAUUCAGUCCAGUGGCACAGCACUCAACAGCUGCCUCAAGUGUUAACAACUAUAGCUGGUUGGGAAAUGCUAUGAAACUAAACCAUUUGCAGUUUGGGGGCAGGGGUUUGUCUUAUGAUGAGAGAGAGUCAAUCAAAAUGAAAAUUUUCCACAUAUACGAAAAAUUGUUUGGUCGAAAAGCCAUUUUUGUUGUUGUUUUGACAAUAUUCUGACAACUCUAAUUAACUCCCAGUUAACAUCCUAUCAACCCACCCUUCAACUUGCAAAAAUUCUUUAUUGGGAAAAGUUAUGGAUAUGUUGCUGUUUCUUUUAAACAGAAGCAAUCAUGAAAUCUAUGGUUACCUUGGUAACCACAUAGGGAAUCAACCCUGAUUAAUUAUGAUCAGUAGUAGUUUGGGCAUAUAUCCAAAUAUUUGAGGAUAUUCUUAUUUUAGAUCCUAAUUAGAGGAAGCUGGGGGUUCUUCCUUGGUGCAGCCCUAGAGAGGGAACAGGAAUUGAUCACUGCUUCUUCUUAUGCUAGCCCUACCUGGGGUUUUUAGGCCAGACAGAAAUAACUGCGUGUAACUCAAGGAGGGCCUGCUGAUGCCUUCUGACAACAAUAAAAUGCAUCUAUAAUUUAUUUUGGAGUGGUGGUAACAGAGCCUAAGAUGAGGUUGGAGCUUUCAUCUUCUUAUAAGUCUAAUUUUUCAUUCUCUUUGUAUCUUCCCCCAAAAUAAACUGAUUUCCCCUUACAUUUUUUGGGCAGCCUCUCAUUCCAGAGUAGAUUUUGUUCCCCCACCCCCAUCCCCACCCCAGAAUAUUACCAAAUAUCAGAAUAGGAAUAGUGUUUUGCAAAUAUACCUGUCUUUCAAAUUGUAAACAUUUUCCUGACUGGCUUGGCCUACAGACUCUCCAUUUGUUUUGUUUCCCUUUGUCUUGCUGAGACUGUUAAGGCUUUUUUGGGGGCGGGAGAGGUUAACGGAUGAGUGGGGGUGAGAGGUGACAGGCCCAAUGGGGAAGAAUUACAAAAAUAUGUAACAAAUAGCUUCAUAAUCAAAUAAACAGCACAGCAGGAUAGGCAGAAAAAGGGUCAAGUAAGAGCCUAUUAAAGCAGGGAUAGAAGUUGAAACCUUGGGGAAGGCCUUGAGAGGAAGGAGGAGUGUUUUCUCUGUCCAAGUCCAGGCCAGAGGGACUGGAAACUGGUGGUAUUGGUCAGUGGUGCUGAAACAAUUUUAUAGUGGGGAUGCUGAAGGUGGAAACCAUGUAUUUGGGUUGUUGUUACCACUUCAAGCCGGGAGUGCAGUAGUACUCCCAGCACCCCAAGUUCCAGCACCGAUGGUAUUUCUAUACUGCUUAAAGAGACUUCUUGAGUGAGGGAUAGUUUGCUCUUUCACUAUCAUUUCUUUUGCUCUUUUUUUUGAAUUUUUGGAACCGUCUGAAGAAAGCCUGAGUCCUGACUCUGUGCAUUGGGUCAGGAAGAAAUGCUCUGUGUAGAUCUGUGUGGGCCUCUAAGUGUUAGGUUACAAUAUUUUGUGUCUCUCCUCUCCCGCCCCCCAUUUUCCUGUUAUCUGCAGCUACAACGUGUCUCAGCCAUACAGAGCGAUUUUCAUGUGUACACAAUGCAGUCUAGCUAACACUGUUUCUGAACAAUUCUUCGCCCUUUAAAGUAAACAAAUGUUAGACUGUCUAGAAAUGAAUGUUUAUGAG